Messenger RNA from Colletotrichum navitas, 1043 nucleotides. RefSeq names its product elongation factor 1-beta. Gene Ontology annotation, molecular function: translation elongation factor activity; guanyl-nucleotide exchange factor activity. Lineage: Eukaryota; Fungi; Ascomycota; Sordariomycetes; Glomerellales; Glomerellaceae. Bases 133 to 822 code for a protein of 229 amino acids. The transcript has 5 exons. Gene Ontology annotation, cellular component: eukaryotic translation elongation factor 1 complex; cytosol. Gene Ontology annotation, biological process: translational elongation. The record is from RefSeq and is a predicted model, not a curated record.
GUCCAGGUCAAAAAUUUCCCAAACCCCCCACCUCGACCUAUUUCUACCUGAACCUCAACACAUCCCUUCUUUCUCCUGCCUCUCUCCCAGAUACCCCUUUUCUUCCUUCUACACAUUCUCCAAACCGCAAAAAUGGGCUUCGCCGACCUUCUCACUGAUGCUGGUGCUGCCAUGCUGAACAGCUGGCUCACCACCCGCUCCUACAUCGUCGGUCACACCCCUUCCCAGGCCGACGUGGUCACCUUCAAGGCCCUCCAGUCUGCUCCCGACGCGGAGAAGUACCCCCACGCCGCCAGAUGGUACAAGCACAUCUCUACCUACGAGAGUGACUUCGCCACCCUCCCCGGCGAUGCUUCCAAGUCUUACUCCGUCUACGGCCCUGAGGCCACCGAGCUCCCCGUGAACCCUGCUAAGGCCCCCGCCGCCGAGGAGGAAGACGAUGACGUCGACCUGUUCGGCUCUGACGAUGAGGAGGAGGACGCCGAAGCUGCCCGCAUCCGCGAGGAACGUCUUGCCGAGUACAAGAAGAAGAAGGAGAACAAGCCCAAGGUUGCCGCCAAGUCGGUUGUCACCAUGGAUGUCAAGCCCUGGGAUGACGAGACUCCCAUGGCUGAGCUCGAGGCUGCUGUCCGCGCCAUCGAGCAUGACGGUCUGGUUUGGGGUGCCUCCAAGCUUGUCCCUGUCGGUUUCGGUAUCAAGAAGCUCCAGAUCAACCUUGUUGUUGAGGAUGAGAAGAUCAGCUUGUCUGACCUCGAGGAAGAGAUUUCAGCCAUUGAGGAUUAUGUGCAGUCGGUGGACAUUGCUGCCAUGCAGAAGCUGUAAGGUGCUUUAUGAUAGAAUGGGAGGGAUGAUUUCACGAGGCAUGAGUUGGAGAUGGAGAUAUGAUAAUCCAUAGAAUCCUCACCCAAAACAAAAAAAAGUCGGGCUCAGGAAACGCGGAGUUUUCAGCACCAGCGGAGGCAAAUGCUCCGCCUACGACAGAGUGCAGGCUUAAGGCUUUCAUGAAUACAAAUGAGGUUAUGAAGACCUUUGAAGAAGUCAAA